This is a messenger RNA of Babesia ovata, 1080 nucleotides long. Its product is annotated as zinc ABC transporter ATP-binding protein, putative. Bases 1 to 1080 code for a protein of 359 amino acids. The transcript has a single exon. NCBI's taxonomy places the organism in Eukaryota, Apicomplexa, Aconoidasida, Piroplasmida, Babesiidae. The record is from RefSeq and is a predicted model, not a curated record.
AUGCAGUACUUACUGGUUGGUAUAAGAGAUAGUGCCGUGUGCGGAGACGCUGAUCUUAUCAACCGUCCUGUUUCCUCAUUCAUGAGAAAACGGAUAUCGUCUAAAUAUACGGGACAAAAGAUAGACGCUGAGAUUCUUAACAAUGAAGAUUAUGAAAAUUCUAUAUACAGGGUUGAAAUGGAAAAAAAUAUUUCAAAUAAUCACGAUUCUCACUGCUAUGAAAAUAAAGAGAUGAUUGCGGGCCCCCCCAUUAUUUCUAUCAUUGAUCCGGUUAUUGGUGACGAUCAUUCUAAUGUUGAUAAUAAAUAUACUAUGUUAAAGUCUAUAUCAGGUGGUAUUCUGCAAUGUGCCGGCGCCGAUGCUACAAACGUGAGUGUUGAUAAAUCUCUAGACACCACGGUGGAUAACGUAAAGCCUUUCGUCGUCGAUAAGAGCUGUCCAGACCAUGAAGGUUUGAUUCUAAUCAAGCGCCUAUGUGGGUGUGAUGUCGACUCGACAGACUAUCGAGAAAAUGGAACAUAUCAUAAAGAAGAACGAUCACCCGAAAUUGGAAUUGAAGUAGCACUAAUGAAGAAAGAAUUUGUCUUUGGAUAUUUCAAUAGCCACGGCGAUGAAAUGGCGGCAAUAAUAAAUGAGGAUCUUUUCAGUGGUGCUCCGGAAAAUAUGCACGAUUCAUUGAGUUACGAAAGUCACAUUGAACACGAACUGACGGAGAUGGAAAGGUACCAAAUGAAACGAUUGGCAACCAUUCCUUAUCAAUCGGAUGGAAGUCAUGAUGAUAUCAUUAUAAGGUCUAAUGCCGGUAGCCAUUAUAUGGAAACAGAUUUCAGACGAGGCGGGACUACUAAGUCUAGUAAUAAAAAACCAAAUACGGUUCAAACAGGAGCAGCAUACGUCACAAGUAUUGGUGAAUACAGAGUACCACCGUAUAGAUUUGCACUAAAAAAAUUAAAGUCGCGAUUUGCAGUGGGAAAAGAUCAAGACAAGGCUACUAUGAAUAAUACAUUUAAAGUUGGCUUAGAUAAAGUCAAUGUAAAAUGGUGGAAGAUUUUAACCUUUGGUAGAUGUAAGGGUAUUUAA